AUGGCGAAAAAGCAACGGAGUCGACUCGAAGAUGACUACACGGGUGAUCGAAUUAGCAAGCUUCCUGAUGAGAUAUUAGGGUUAAUAUUAUCUUCGAUGAGCUUGAAAGAAGCUAUAAAGACUAGUGCACUCUCCUCUCGAUGGAGGAGCUUGUGGAUCGUCACACGCAAACUAGAUAUAGAUCUGGAUUCGACAACAAUACUAGACAAUCGGAGAAACUCCUAUAACAUUAACAAAUUAAGAUUCAAGUUUGUUAGAUGGAUUGAUCGUCUAUUCACCACCAUACUCCCGGAAUCCUCCAGUACUACUCUUAACAGAUUCAGAGUGGUAUUCGAUUUAUCUUCCUUAUUCAGUGGAUGGAUCGAUGAUUGGCUUAGCUCGGCCGUGAGUAGAAAAGUUGAGAGUCUUGAGUUGAUCCUGAACACCUACUCCAACUCACGAGCCGAGCGCUGUUACUGUUUCCCGUACGAAAAGGGGAAUUUUCCCGACAAUCUGAAGCUGCUCAAGAAGCUGAACUUGCAUUAUGUGAAUGUGAGUGGCGCAGCUGUGGCGUUUUUGUUGGGAAACUGUCGUCUCCUUGAGCAUCUGUCCUUGUCCCGGUGUGGAAACGGGCUUUCGUCUCUGGAGGUUGUUGGGACCUCGCCGGUGUUCAAAUGCCUAGAAAUCAGCCAGUGCACUAGUCUCAAAUCCAUUGUGGUUCGUGAAUCAAAUGUUGUCUGCAUCAAGUACGCUGGUCCGAGUAUACCACAUUCUCAUUUCAAGCUUGAAGGUGUUCAUCGACUUACUCAGCUCUGGAUUAAGGGGCGGCCGGAGAUGAUGCGGUAUGAUAUCAAGAACAUCAGAGGCAUUAUAGACAUGUUUGAUUCAGUGCUUCCACAACUACACACCCUCAAGAUAUACACUAUGUCCAAAAUUACCGGCAAUGACACUUUGGAAAAGAUAAUGCCUAAACUUAAGGAAUUGGUGGUGGUUCUUGGCCGUGAAUACCUGGACAAUUGUUCUCUCGUGCCAAUAAUAAACUGGUUUGGUGUAGCACCUUGCUUGGAGAGAUUUAUCCUAGAGGCGUCACACCAGGUGCCAAGGGCUUUGGAAGCUAAUUACUUGCUUAAUGGUAGUGAUUAUGAUGUUUCAAAGAUUAAUAGGAAAAUUGAAGUUCAAUUGUCUUAUUCUCACAUUAAGGAAGUAGAAUUUGUUGGCUAUCGUGGCGUGCAUAAUCAUCUUCAAAUGAUUACACAGUUGGUGCGACAUGCUGUUGCACUAGAGAAGAUAAUUGUGGAUCCACGAUCUUUCGAGCUUCGCCCUAAUAUGCCGUGGGAUCGCAUUUCUCGAAUUCAAAUGGAGGAUGAAAUAAUUGCAAGGCAACAUGCAGAGGACCAACUAAAACAUGUUGCUUCAAGAAUUAAUGUCUACAUUCUUUAG
This is a messenger RNA of Salvia hispanica, 1419 nucleotides long. Its product is annotated as F-box/FBD/LRR protein. Gene Ontology annotation, molecular function: protein binding. The record is from RefSeq and is a predicted model, not a curated record. Lineage: Eukaryota; Viridiplantae; Streptophyta; Magnoliopsida; Lamiales; Lamiaceae.